AUGGCUUCCAGACUCCCCAGUCAUCUUAGAGCCCCCGUCACCGAAGCCUCGGCCGGUUCCUUUGAGGGCAAGCACCAUGGCAAGUCGCAGUCUCAUAUGGCAUUUGAAAAUGCUUCGACUAGCGUCGCCGCUUCGCAGAUGCGGAAUGCGUUGAACGCCCUCGCAGAGUCGGUCCCCGACGCCAACGAACGGAAGCGCUUCGAGGCCGAGAUGGACAACUUCUUCGCUCUUUUCCGUCGCUUCCUCAACGACAAGGCCAAGGGCAACGCCGUCAACUGGGAUCGCAUCUCCCCCCCGCAGCCGUCGCAGGUGGUCAACUACGAUAAGCUCGGCAACGAGGCCUCGGUCGAGUUCCUGAACAAGCUCGCCGUCGUCAAGCUCAACGGUGGUCUGGGUACCUCGAUGGGCUGUGUCGGUCCCAAGUCCGUCAUCGAGGUUCGCGAGGGCAUGUCCUUUUUGGAUCUGUCGGUCCGCCAGAUCGAGCACCUCAACCGUACCUACAACGUCAACGUUCCCUUUGUCCUCAUGAACUCGUUCAACACCGACCAGGACACCCAGUCCAUCAUCAAGAAGUACGAGAGCCACAACGUCGACAUCAUCACCUUCAACCAGUCCCGCUACCCGCGCAUCAUCAAGGAUUCCCUGCUGCCCGCCCCCAAGAGCUUCGACUCCCCGCUCCAGGACUGGUACCCCCCCGGCCACGGCGACGUCUUCGAGUCGCUCUACAACUCGGGCACCCUCGACCAGCUCCUCGCCCGCGGCGUCGAGUACAUCUUCCUCUCCAACGCCGAUAACCUCGGCGCCGUCGUCGACCUCCGCAUCCUCCAGCACAUGGUCGACACCAAGGCCGAGUACAUCAUGGAGCUGACCGACAAGACCAAGGCCGACGUCAAGGGCGGCACCAUCAUCGACUCGGACGGUAAGGUUCGCCUGCUCGAGAUCGCCCAGGUGCCCAAGGAGCACGUCAACGAGUUCAAGUCCAUCAAGAAGUUCAAGUACUUCAACACCAACAACAUCUGGAUGAACCUGCGCGCCAUCAAGCGCGUCGUCGAGGAGAACGAGCUCGAGAUGGAGAUCAUCCCCAACGAGAAAUCCAUCCCCGCCGACAAGAAGGGCGAGGCCGACCAGGCCAUCUACCAGCUCGAAACCGCCGUCGGCGCCGCCAUCCGCCACUUCAAGAACGCCCACGGCGUCAACGUGCCCCGCCGCCGCUUCCUGCCCGUCAAGACCUGCUCCGACCUCCUCCUCGUCAAGUCGGACCUGUACCGCCUCGAGCACGGUCAGCUGCUCAUGGACCCCAACCGCUUUGGCGGCGUCCCCGUCAUCAAGCUCGGCGGCGACUUCAAGAAGGUCUCGGACUUCCAGAAGCGCAUCCCCUCCAUCCCCCGCAUCGUCGAGCUCGACCACCUCACCAUCACCGGCGCCGUCAACCUCGGCCGCAACGUCACUCUCAAGGGCACCGUCAUCAUUGUCGCCACCGAGGGCAGCACCAUCGACGUGCCCCCGGGCUCCGUCCUGGAGAACUGCGUCGUCCAGGGCAGCCUGCGCAUCCUGGAGCACUAG
Penicilliopsis zonata CBS 506.65 is the source of this 1563-nucleotide messenger RNA. RefSeq lists its product as hypothetical. The transcript is spliced from 2 exons. Gene Ontology annotation, biological process: glycogen metabolic process; UDP-alpha-D-glucose metabolic process. The record is from RefSeq and is a predicted model, not a curated record. Gene Ontology annotation, cellular component: cytoplasm. Lineage: Eukaryota; Fungi; Ascomycota; Eurotiomycetes; Eurotiales; Aspergillaceae. Bases 1 to 1563 code for a protein of 520 amino acids. Gene Ontology annotation, molecular function: UTP:glucose-1-phosphate uridylyltransferase activity.